AGUUUCUGAAAUCGGUUUUCGACAUAAAAGAAGCAUUUUUAUCAAAUAUUGUGUUAAAUUUUUUAGAUAACAUAAACGAAAGAUACUUAAGAUAUGAUAUUUGGAUUUGCAAGCGGGUUGUCAGGAAUACUCCUAGACAUAAUUCUUUCUCAUCAUUAUGUUUUAUAGCAUUUCAUGUACAGAAGUGACUGAAAUAUCGUCAACUAAAUUACGGUUGGCCAAGAAUUGUGGGCUUUUGACUAUUUUUGUAAAUAUUUUAUCCAAUGGGCCAUUGUCUAAGUUGCUUCAAAGAUCAAGCCAAUGUUGAAAUUACUUCAACUCAAAGAAAAAAAGAUGAGAUGACAGAAAUUGUCACUUCCAGCCAAGUGCCUGCUGUUAUGGUAUCAGAUUAUCCUCAAGAGGAACCACUUUUACAUAAUAAUGAAAAUAGUGUAACAUAUAAGAGUAAUACCAUUCCUCAGAAUGCAAAUACAAUAAUUUCUAUUGGAGAACCUUGCUCAGGUGAUGUUACAAAUUCACAAAGGAUACAAAAGGCUUCUGACAAACAGCCAAAAUCAUUUUACCAGAAGUUGCCUUCUAUUCCACGUACUAUGUCAUCAUUAGGGUCAAGUGAACCAAGAGUUUCGGAAUUCAAAAUCAAUCAAUUAUUUGAUCUGUAUAAAGAUUCAUUAGAAGAUGCCAUUCUUGCAGAAGGAAUAGAGAAUCUUUGUAAUGAUUUACAAUUGAGCCCAGAUGAUUUCAAAGUUUUGAUUCUGGCUUGGAAACUGAAUGCUAGCCAAAUGUGUAGAUUUACACAACUAGAAUUUGUACAGGGCCUCAAAAACAUGAAAACGGAUUCAAUCAAAGGCAUACAGUACAAAUUGAAUGAAAUAACUAGUGAACUUAGGAGAGAUUCUGAUAACUUCAAGGACUUGUACAGAUUUACUUUCAAAUUUGGUCUAGAUGUUAGUACUGGUCAAAGGAUACUACCUACUGAUAUUGCAGUGCUAUUAUGGCGUCUAGUCUUUACCAAUAAUGAGCCACCUGUUUUGGAGAAAUGGUUGAGUUAUUUGGAAAAGAAUACUCACAUAAGAGGCAUUCCUAAAGAUACUUGGUACAUGUUUCUCAAUUUCUGUGAGUUUGUGGGAGAUGAUCUCAGCACUUAUGAUGACACUGAGGCCUGGCCUAGCUUAUUUGAUGAUUUUGUAGAGUAUGAAAAUGAUCAAAUGAAUCAGAAUAUUACAAAAAAUGACCUCAAGAUUCAAGACUAAAUAAUUCGUUUUUGCCAAAUUUUAGCUAUUUAGGUACUUAAAGGUAUUGAGACUGACAAUCUUGUUAAAUAUAAUAAUGACAAUUUAGUCUUGUAUCAAAUAAUGAAAUAAAAAUAAAGCGCUUGAAUUGGGUGUUAGCCAGUAUAUGUCAAACACUGAUUUAGAAAUGAAUUUUUAUAUUAGGUCACUAAUUCUUUACCACAAAGAUUGGCAUUUAUCAAGAAUGUAAAUCAGAACUAGUACCUUGGAAAUCUGUCAAUAUCACAGAAGAUUAAACUGAACGAGGCAAGAAUUUGUUUCUGUACUGAUGAACACCUGUAAUGGAAAAAAAUGUGGAUGUAGGUACUAAUGAGAUUCAAAAUAAUUUAAAUGUACAUAGUUAUAUUUUAUAAAUAACUACUUCUCAAGAUAUCUACUGUAAUGUGUGUAGUUAUAGAUUUAAUAAAAUAAACAUUAUUGUGACAUUCCAGUGAUGGAAUUAGCCAAAACAUGUAUAUAUAUCAUACAUACAG
This is a messenger RNA of Diatraea saccharalis (sugarcane borer), 1762 nucleotides long. The record is from the annotation of a GenBank genome assembly. Lineage: Eukaryota; Metazoa; Arthropoda; Insecta; Lepidoptera; Crambidae.